Messenger RNA from Parnassius apollo (apollo), 1590 nucleotides. NCBI's taxonomy places the organism in Eukaryota, Metazoa, Arthropoda, Insecta, Lepidoptera, Papilionidae. The record is from the annotation of a GenBank genome assembly.
AUGUUUCGGAAGUUUAUGUUGUUGCAACUGGCUCUAGCGACCAUGUCACCUAUUUCUUCCGAAGAAGCCAGGAGUAAAAGAGGGAGGCACAGAAAUGAACAUUCAGACAAAACUUCAUGGAAAAAGGAAUACGAAGAUGAAUUGAAUCGAGCUAUACUAUCGUCGAGACGCGAUAAUCACACAAGAGUGACACAGUCUACGGGAAUGACUGACAAUGAGGCGGUUGUAGAUAAAAUUAUGGAGUCAAUAACAAUGAGCGAAAAAUAUCUGAAAAAGAUUGAUGGCAUAGAUUUUAGAUUAAAUAGACUGGAUAUUGAAGUACACGAGAAAACAAGCAGCAUAUUGAGAAAUUUAGGAGUUCUUUCCAAAUCUAUUCAAAGUCUUUCAAAUUCUGAAAAGGUGGAUAUGGCUUUAGAACUGUUAAAAACCGAUUUAAACUAUAUAAAGUCGAAGAUGGAAAAAAGUGCUCAAGAAAGAACAAUUGAGGGAGGCGAAUAUCGACUGGAAUCUAGUCUCGAAAGCAGACUUAAAUUGGUAGAAGAUCACGUCAAGUCUAUCAUGACGAGCGUUGAAUCGAUAUCAGGAGUUAUAGCCGAAGUGAAACAUCGUCAAAACACUAAGAACUAUCACAGGGCAGAAGUUGGCGGUUCGUUCGACGCUUUAUCCUUGAUCAGUGAAUUUAGAAGAGCGUUAUAUGAACAGAAACCCAAGAAAUGUGAAUGCAAAAUCGGUCGGAUGGACCGCAACGAGCGCUAUCCCACUGACUGUCACGAGAUACAAAUGCAAGGAUUUAACAUUUCUGGUAUUUACAAGAUCAAGCCAGACGAUAUGGAGGCGUUUUAUGUGCUAUGUGAUCUCAGCACUGCCGGAGGAGGUUGGACGGUGUUUCAAAAUCGCUAUGACGGCUCGCAAAACUUCUACAAGUCGUGGUCGGAAUACAAAUACGGUUUCGGUAACCUGGCAGGUGAAUUCUGGCUGGGGUUGGAGCAGCUGCAUUACCUCACAAGCCAGAAGCUGUACGAAUUGCGUGUAGAGUUGGAAACUCAGCACGGGCGCGAUGCAUACGCUAGCUACUCCGUGUUAACUAUCGCGCCUGAACACGAAGGCUACAGAAUAAGCACGCUUGGAUCCUUUCACGGUUCCGCAGGUGAUUCUUUGUCAUAUCAUGCCGGGCAGAAGUUCUCGACUCAUGACGCAGACCACGAUGAGUGGAAGGAUGGUUCCUGUGCUAAGGAGCACGGUGGCGCUUGGUGGUAUAAAGAAUGUGACAAAAGUAACCUGAACGGCAAGUAUACACUGUCGGCAGAGGAAGCACAAGGGCAGAACAUUUACUGGAUCUCGUUCAAAGCACCCACGGUGCCACUUACCAAGACGCGGAUGAUGAUCCGCCCGCUGCCCGCAAGCAAACCCAUGGAAUUUAAUCAGCACCCGAGGAAAACUGUAGAGAGCUCUAAGCUGAGAGGGGCAGAGGAGCGUCAAGCGUUUCGAGUGAAAGAACCGAAGCUUGGCUAUGAAGUUGGUCACCAUCGGAAGCCUUACCGGUACGAGGUGCCCACGAGAGAUGAUGUGUUCUUUCCCAAUUAUACGUAA